Molecule: messenger RNA, 1322 nt
Organism: Penicilliopsis zonata CBS 506.65
Lineage: Eukaryota; Fungi; Ascomycota; Eurotiomycetes; Eurotiales; Aspergillaceae
Exons: 2
Coding region: 119-1216 (365 amino acids)
Source: RefSeq, a predicted model, not a curated record
ACGCAUCAACUGAAUUAUUUUUGCUACUUCUUCUUUCUCACUCAGAAUACUUGUGAUAUCGCCCUGGUUGGCAAUUCAUCAGUCUUCUUAGAUUCGCCUUUUCGACUACUUUGUCAGAAUGAAGAGCUUUUUCAUAAUCAGUGGGCUGUUGGCCGCAUCGGCCUCCGCGCACAUGCAAAUGAGUUCGCCGUAUCCUAUCAGGAGCCCAUUGAACAAGAACAAUACCGGCAAGGUGGACUAUUCUUACACCAAUCCUCUCUCGACUUCCGGGUCUGAUUACCCCUGCAAGGGGUAUGCCAACGACUCGUUCGUCUCCGUGGCCGACUAUACCCCGGGACAGACGUAUCAGAUCACGUUGGCUGGUAGCGCGACUCACGGCGGUGGCUCGUGUCAAAUCUCUUUGUCUUACGACCAGGGGAAGACCUUCAAGGUCAUCCACUCCAUGCUUGGAGGUUGCCCACUGCAAGAUUCGUAUGACUUCCAGGUGCCAUCCGACGCGCCUUCGGGUCAGGCCCUGCUGGCCUGGACGUGGUUCAACAAAAUCGGGAACCGUGAGAUGUACAUGAACUGUGCCCAGGUGACAGUCAAGGGAGCUUCCUCCAAGCGUGACCACCGUCGGGAUAUACAUUCCAAGCUCGCGCCUCGGGCUGCCUUCAGCAACCUCCCUCCCAUUUUCUUGGCCAAUGUCAACCAGGAGGGUCAAUGUACCACGAUUGAGGAUUAUGAAGUCAACUUUCCUCUUCCCGGUUCCAGCGUCGAGGGCAGUCUCAAUGGAACAGGCUUCACUUGCAAGAGCAACGCUGCCUUCCUGGGUUCUGGCUCAAUCUCGUCCGGGCCCUCGAGCUCUUCGUCUUCUUCUAGUUCCAAGUCCCCCUCCGCCACCAACGCAGCUCUCUUCCAUGCUUCCUCCAGCUCCGCCCGGAUUUUCCAGUCCAGCAGCAGCAUGAGGGCAUCGAGCUUUGGCACCGUCCCCACCCCCUCUCAAUCCUUCCCCAGCUCGACCCCGGGUUUUGCGACCAGCCUUCCUAGCAACACUCCCAGCGCUGAUUCCCAGCGCACUGGAUCCGAGUCCAACACUGGAUCCUGCUCUUCUGGCUCCAUCAUCUGCUCACCUGAUGGCAGCACCUGGUCUCUCUGUGCCAACGGCGCCGCCGUCCCGAUGGGCAUGGUCGCAUCUGGCACCCACUGCCGCAAUGGCGCCAUGAUUCCGGCUUAGCCGUGCCUCGGUCCCUCAGCAUUCAGCUUGUAGUCAAUACCUUUCAUCAUCUAUUUCGAUUCCCCCUUAUUCGGUCAUCGCCUGGCGCGAUACCCCCGACUUUCCC